Ectocarpus sp. CCAP 1310/34 is the source of this 2129-nucleotide messenger RNA. The record is from the annotation of a GenBank genome assembly. Lineage: Eukaryota; Phaeophyceae; Ectocarpales; Ectocarpaceae.
AUGGACGCUACCCCUCGUUUCCGGCUGUUCGACAACCGCCGGGGGAGCAGCAACCAGAUGGACGAAGAAGCAGGUCAGGCGACGGCGACCUUGCCCCGCCGGCGCAUGCUUACCUCCUCCGUUGCCGUCGCGAGACAGCGAAGGCGUAACCGGAGGAGGCCCGGCGACCGCCGAGGCCUAGCGGCUCUCGUCCCGCGACUGCUGGCUUCUUCCGUCUCUAGAGCAAGCCGGCGCCGAGCGCUGCUGCUCCUGCUGGUGCUCGCGGCGUGCGGCGCCGGGGUACUCGCGAGCGCUAGGCUGCUGGCCCGGGCGUCGUUGUCGUAUUCGUCCUGGCCGUCCUCGUCGUCCCUGCCAGGAUACUUGCAUUCUUCUGGCGCAGGCUCCACUGAUAGAGACGACAACGAUGAUGAUGAUGAUGAUGAUGAUGAUGAUGAUGCCGAUCGCCAUAAGCACCGACGCCCCGCCGUGAGUCUCGGCCCAGACGCGAUCCCUUCCGUGUUGCUGGUCGAGCGAGGGCCGUCAGGCUUGCCGUCUGGCCCGGCGCUGCCCGGCGGCGCGCGGAAAGCGAGCAGCCUUGUUGAUGUGACGGGAGCCGUGCUAGGUGAUGGCGGCGGCGGGGGCGAGAUACGGGGAGGGGAGGGGCGAGAGAACAGUAGUAAUCCCUACCGGUGUCGCAACACCGUUCAAGGGGCUACGCUCGUGGCGGACUCAGAAGGGAGGGUGUGUCACCGUGCGGAGCUAAUAGUAGAGGAAGGCGACGAUGAUGAUGUCCGCCACCGCCCGGGGUGUUGCGCCCCGCGCCCACCAGCGCUACCGCUGCUGCCGCCGCGCGACGGUGGCGGCGGCGGCGGCGGCGAUCUCGCCGUCAGUUCUCCUCCUGCGACUGACGACAAGCACAAGCAUCCUCCCGCGGCACCACAUUCCGGCCCGGCGACGACAAGAACAGAGACCCGCCGCGGGGUAGAGGGAGGCGUGAGCGUGGAGCUGGUGGAGCUGGGGGAGCUGGCGCACGGCGGCGGCGGCGGCGGCGGCGGCGGCGGCGCGGGGGGCUUUCCACCGGAAGAGGCCCUGUCGACGCCAUUCUCGUGCUGGAGCUGCGACGUGGGAGAAGACGGCCCCUCCGGGAACAACGGCGGUGGAAACGACAGCUCUUUUUUCUCGUCAUGUUGCAGCUCGUAUGAGUUUUGCGUGUCUUGCUGCCAGAACCCCCAGCGGGGGAAGGAGCGGGAGGCCAUUCAGGCGUCAGCCGCGCUCUCGGGACACCCGGCCUAUCGCGACCUCCUAGGGCCCGGUAAUAACGACGCGUCGAACAGGAGAGAACUGCCACCCCCGCGUCAGCUCCAGGCUUCGCAUGCGGCAGCGGAAGCAGGAGUUGAAAAAAGCCAAGAGGAAGCAGAAGAACGCGACGCGCGAGAAAUGGCCUUCGCCCACUGCGCCUUCCGAUGUCGGACCUACUCCGGAAGCGUCGUACACGAGAACUCUUACCGCAGCCCGCUCAAGCACUGCUUCGGGAGGUUCCGCCCUCCAGCUGCAUCAGCAGCAGCGGCUGCGUUGCCUGGGGGACGGGCUGGGGUGGUAGAGGGCCGGGAGAGCCGAGGGGCGCCGCCACACCAGGUGGACCCUCUUCUUUUUGACUUGGCGGAGCCAUGAGCUUGGAAGCCGGAGGGUGGAUGGCCCGGGUCUUCACAUCUGUCUGUACAUAGCCAAUUGUGUUGUUUUGUUGGUGGAUAGACGAGUGUUCCCGCCGGGACUCGACAGAUGCGUUUUGUUGCGGGCAAAGGUUGCCAGUCGUACACCAUACAAUAGAGCUUGAAGAUAUGUUGUACAUCUUCUAUGCAUAACACUGGCUGUUCUUUUCUUCUUGCGUGUGUGAAGGAACUUAAACAUGUAGAUCUUGAUGCCGUUUCUCGCUCUUGGGCGGAUCGGUUGGGAUAGCUUCAGAUAUCGAUGUAGCUCAGUUCACGUUUUCUUUGGGGGCCUUUUCGUGGCUCCUUUACCUUCGUGUCCUCUUUUGUGUAUUGUGCCUGGCUGGCAAUAGGAGAUGUGUGCGUGGAUGGAUGCAUACGUGCGAAAAUCAGAGGCAAGCGUACCGUAGGUGCGCUUCGAACGGGGGCAAUAAAAAUGAGAGG